Medicago truncatula (barrel medic) is the source of this 1456-nucleotide messenger RNA. RefSeq lists its product as uncharacterized. The transcript has 6 exons. Lineage: Eukaryota; Viridiplantae; Streptophyta; Magnoliopsida; Fabales; Fabaceae. The record is from RefSeq and is a predicted model, not a curated record. The coding region runs from base 147 to 1076 and encodes 309 amino acids.
UCUUCUUUUGUGCUUAUGCUUCUUUCUCCCUUACAAUCCAAACUCACAAAUACAAUUUUUUCCUUAUAACCAUUCAUUUAUUUUUUCAGCCACCCUUUCAUUCUCAAAACUUGUUAUUGAUCCUUCAAUUCAUUUGCUUUUCAAUCAUGUCAAACUCUACUAGUAGAUUUUCCAUGUCAAAAAACAAUGGAUCUAACCAAUUGGGUCCACAAAAUAACAAAAAAAAACGGCUGCAAAAAUCCAAAUUGGUUAGACAAGACUCAUGUGUCAACUUGUAUGAGUCGACAUUAUCGGACCCUGUUAUUGAGAAUAACCUUAAUAGCCUCUUAUCCUCACUGACCCCUUUGGUGGCUGUCAAAUUUUCAUCCGAGAUCGAGGGAAGUAGCACUGUAUCUCAGAGAAAACCAUAUUUUGUGCUUGAAGACCUGUGGGAGUCUUAUAAUGAAUGGAAUGCUUUUGGUGUGGAGGUGCCCCUUGUACUAAACAACCAUGAAAACGUGACACAAUACUUUGUUCCAUCUCUUUCUGCUCUUCAAUUGUAUGUUGAGGAUGAUCAAGGAUUGAAGAAAAGUGGUUUUGCGCCUUCAAAUGAGACAACAACUAAGUUGAUCUUUGAAUAUUUUGAGAUAGUUUGUCCAUAUUUACGCAUGCCUCUAAUUAAUAAGGUUUCAGAUCUUGCUAAGGAGCAUCCUGGUAUAAAAAACUAUAGGAGCUCUGAUAUAUCACCAUGUAGUUGGUUUUCUGUGGCAUGGUAUCCGAUUUACGGGAUCCCUGCUGGAUCAACACUUAAUAACUUAAACACAGCAUUUCUCACAUUUUAUAAUCUAUCAACUCACCCUAAAUCUAAAAAUCAAUUAAAGUUGCAAGAUGAAUCCUUGAAGAUGCCUAUUCCUAUUUUUGGCAUAACUACUUAUAACCUGGAAGGGUCAAUUUUGACUCUUCCGAAAGCAGCAAAAUCAGAUGAAAUGAACUCUUUGUUGAAGGCUGCCGAUGUUUGGUUAAAGAGUUUGAAGGUUGAGCUUCAUCAAGACUACAACUUUUUUGUUAAGGAUGGUAAACAGUGGGUAGGAGAAUAGAAAGACUGCUGGUUGGCAUUAGGAACCAUUUUGUUAAGGCUGAAGGUUGAAGAUCCAUCAUGACAAAGAUUUCAACCAUACUUGGAAAUGGUUGAAGUUAAAUCAGUGACUGCAUCUUUUAUUUUGUUUGGUUGCACAUUUAUUUUGGUUAAAUAGUAAGUCUCUUAAAUCAAGCUAGCAAGAUAUAGAUAUAUAUCUUGUAUCUACCCUAUGCAUGCAUGUAUCAUUAAAUUUUAUCGUUGAAAUUGUCGUAGCUAAAAAAUAGUAAGAAUAAUCAAUGUACUAGUUGUAUCAUGCAAAUUAACGUCAGCAUGCCAAACACAAUUUUGGCGACAAGUAUUGUAUCGCACCUUAUUUAAAGUGUUUUAAGAAGAUUUUAU